AUGUGCUGUACUUCGUACUGUACGUUAUGGACAGUGUGCUGCUUUAUUUAUGAAUGGGUGGUCAGAAUGAGUGUCACAUGUAAUUAAAUGUCAGAGUUAUGUACAAUGUGAAACCGUGCAGACGUGCGUUCUCCUACAGUAGGACUACCGCCGAACUACUGCUGCCACAGCCGCAACCGUCACCGGGACCACGUCACACCCAGCCACGGAUGACCUUGCAGCCAGAGGGGGACCAAAAGUGUGGUUGAAUACGACUGUUCAGAAUGGCUCCCUGCUCAUGCAUGUUUUCCUCUCCCACCUCUGUCGCCUGCAAUGGAUCGGACCAUGGGCUGGGUGCCACAGACGCUUGAUGACAACGGAAGACGAGGAGCGACUGCCAAAUGAUUAUCGACAAACGGAGGAACCAACGUGACAUUUCUGGUUCCUAUUCCGCUGUAAGACGUUCAACGUGCCUUGGUGGGCGUGGAUUAUUGGCUAGCGUGGUUUGAUUGUCAGGGGGAUGUAAAAAGCCACCAGGAGAAGUCAGUCAGUCAGUGAUACACAAACGACACUAGGACGCCCCGGCUGUGAGAGACAACACAACCUGGAAGUUGCCCAACUGACAAGAAACAUGACUUCAGUAGAGGUCUCCUGGCCCGUCCCCAUGAGGGCCAUCGGCGCUCAGAACCUGCUCACCAUGCCAGGGGGUGUGUGCCACUCUGGUUACGUGCACAAGAAAGGAGGGAGCCAGUUCAGCCUUAUGAAGUGGCCUCUUCGCUACUUAAUCAUCCACAAGGGAUGUGUGUAUUACUUCAAGAGCAGCACCAGUCCUGCACCGCAAGGAGCUUUCUCUCUCAAUGGCUACAACAGGGUGAUGAGGGCAGCAGAAGAGACCACCUCCAGUAACGUGUUUCCCUUCAAAAUCGUCCACUUCAGUAAGAAGCACCGUACCUGGUACUUCUCAGCAGCCAGUGAGGAUGAGAGAAGGAAAUGGAUGCGAAAUCUGCGGAAAGAAAUUGAUCACUACAAUGACAGAAGGGAUUCACAUGUUUCAAGUGACUCCGAAUCUGAUGCAGACAGCUUCUAUGGAUCGAUCGAGUGCCCCAUGGACAUAACCCAUGCCCCAGAUGACCCAGAAGGCAAUUACAUGUUAGAGGAUGAAGAAGACGAUGAGGAUGACUAUGAAAAACCAGACAGCCCAGCAACAUCUACUGGAAGGCCAACCGUCCCACCACCAUCCUACCCACCUCCCCCAGUCCCAUGCCAGUUCAGAAUGGAAUCCAUGUCAGGAUUCUGCAAAGGUCUCCCCCCUCCCGUGCCUGCCCCCAACAGGAGCACCACCAGCCCCCUUCCAAAGAAACCGCCAGCGCCCUUACCUCCACCCAAGCUCGGAGAGGUCAGCCACAACCAACAUGGACACAAGGACAUCCCAAACAAGGGCCCCCCUCGUCCUCCUCCCACCCACCUCAAGCCUAGCUCAGAGAGGAGUGCAUGGAGUCCUAAGAGCCCGAUACACCCUCCCCCUCCCAUGGCCAGCCUAAAGAUGCAAGCGAUGAUGGGGCAGAUUUCUAUCUCCACCAUACCUGGGGGGAAACACAAAGACAGGAUGCCCCCUGUUCCAGUGACCCUGCAGUCUCCCGCCACCCUGUCCAUCUGCAGCGACCUGGAAAGGAAGAUGGUGCUGCAUUCCAGCCCUAGUCCACCUGGUUGCCGUGGCAACAACCCCAGUCACAUUCCGAGCAUGCCCAACCACUGCCUCAGCUCUAGACCAGCUCCAGAUCUCCCACCACAGGCCUUGCCAGCACUGAACCACACCAAGCCUGGACUGUACAAACCACCCCUGGUACCCAAACUUCCAUGUCCUGCGGUCAAGCCUAAACUACCCAGAGGGUCAGCACAAAGAUCUUCUCCAGAUGGACAAAGCUUCCGGACCACAGUGGACGAGGUGCCUGCCUCUUUCAGAAAGAGCAGGGAUCCAUCCAAGGACACUGAUGAUGACUCUGAUGAAGACUAUGAGAAUAUGCAAUUACCAGAUUCUGUGUUCAUGGACACAACAGAAACAACCAAUAUUGAAAAGUUAUUUAAGGAAAGCUCCAGAACACCGCAGGAUGGUCUCUACUGCUUCAGGAACUCAGGAACAAAGACAUCAAAGGUGCUGGUGGUGUGGGAUGUGAGUGUGUGCAAGGCCAGAAACUACCGGCUCUUUGAGGAGGACUCCCGGGUGUUCUUGGAGUUAGAGAUGACAUUUCCCUCCCUGUCAGCCCUAGUGGAGCACUACCAUAGCCACCCUCUACCCAAUCACGGCUCUCUGUGUCUGCAGAAGCCAUAUGGUUACAUCGUGCCAAGGUGACCCCGCCAUGACCCCAUCCUGAGGUCACGGCCUCAUCUGCCCAUAUGGAGCCUCUCCUCUUUGGCGUCUACCAUGGUUCUGCCACUGUAAUGAACUACAGUAGAAACCUACUACAACAGAAACACAGCCACAGUGUCCACUGUAAAGCAAGGCAGAUUGUUGCAUCUCUGUAACAGAGCCUGAGUAAAUGUUGGAGCGGUUCUGAUGAGCAUCAUGGCAUGGAUUCUAGCCCUAAACAACCUUUGGGCAGAGGUGCAACGAGUGCAGAUGGUUGCAGUUGUUGAAGAAAAUAUGGCAUCUGUGACAAUGAGGACAAUGAUCUGUAUAGGUCUUUCUGUAUGCUCAACUGGAGUGCCACAGGGUUACAGAACACAGUUGUAUUAUGUGAGGACUACUGCAGGACUAGUGCUGUAAAGGUCUGUCAUUACACUGGAUAGCAGCAGGUGAACUGCUGUGGUGUUGCCAAGAAUACAUGUUGGAGCAAGCAAAUGUUAAGAUUUGUGGGUUGAAUGCACAUAAAUCUCAGUGCACAAAACCAGUGAUAUCUAUGAUCAUGUAAUCACACUUUAAAUGAAACUGUCCACACAUGUAGUAUUGCACUGUAUAGAAUUGUAUGUAUUGUAAAAAUCAUUUUGUAAAGUUGUAAAAAUAUUAUUUCGGAUUAUAUAAAAAUGUUUUUAUAAUGUAUAACUGGAUAACAGCAGAAGGCAGGUGUAGAUUCCAUUGGGUGGCGCUGUUUGGUGCCGCACCAUGUAACCAUGCCCAUGCAAUAGUCUGAGUGUGACUCAAGAUGCAAAUCAGUCCUCCAUUUCCUAGUUGCUAAAAUUAUAAUAGUUUGCCUAAUUUCAGUUUAUGUAACAGAACAAUCAGUCAUUGUGUAUGGAAUCAUUGUACCAUCUACACUGCUGUUAAAUAUCUUUACCAUAACCAAAAAUAUUGUAUUUUAAGCUGGUGUACAAAACCAAAAUUAAAAGAUGCAAAAACUAAAA
Coregonus clupeaformis (lake whitefish) is the source of this 3318-nucleotide messenger RNA. RefSeq names its product SH3 domain-binding protein 2. Gene Ontology annotation, biological process: signal transduction. The transcript is spliced from 14 exons. Bases 611 to 2329 code for a protein of 572 amino acids. Gene Ontology annotation, molecular function: SH3 domain binding. NCBI's taxonomy places the organism in Eukaryota, Metazoa, Chordata, Actinopteri, Salmoniformes, Salmonidae. The record is from RefSeq and is a predicted model, not a curated record.